GAGACUCCAAGAGCUCAGAGCGUGCUGUCCCGUGCUUCGAGACGGUCGCGCGCCCCUCUGGAUCUCUCCCUCUCUCUCUCUCUCACUCUCUCACACCCACACCCACAUACAUACACCCAGGGCACCCAUACACCUUGUCCACCUUCUGCUGUGCCCCCCUUCGAACCCCACCGCUGCAGGGUCUCCUCCUAACGUAGCUUCAGUCAGUCAGUCUUUCGGAAGGUAAAGGCGCAAUGAAGACUUCGGUGAUCCUGGUUCUCGGCCUGAUCUGUCUCGCGGCGGCUAAGCCCCACAAUGAAGGCAAGAGGAACCACCCCCCGAAGAGGUCCCGCGAACACAAGCUAACCAACAGAAUGGAACAUGACCACCACCGCCGGGAGCACGGGCCGCCUCACAAGAUCGAGGUGCACCACGGGAGGAAGGCCGCCGCCCGCCGCCCCGCCACCCCCGACUCCGCAGCCGCCGCCGCCGCGCAGGGGCAGCACGAGAUCAAGAAGGACCUCCACCUGCAGCACAUCACCGAGCACAACAUCGAGAAGAAGCACGAGGACAAGCAGUGGGUAGGGGAGGCAACAUCAGCAGGAAAACAUCACCUACUGACAAACCGAGUGCCAAGCGGUGAAAAUACCCACCUACUCACUAACCGUACCCCGCAAGUCUCCUCCUCCUCCUCCUCCUCUUCCUCCUCCUCUGUGUCUUCCUCUCCCGCCCCCUCCGACUCCUCCUCCUCCUCCUCCUCCCCCACCUCCUCCUCUCCCGGUUCCCCAAAUAAUAGUGACAACAAGAACAACAACAACACGAAGAAUAAGGGGGAUGGCAUCCCAAUGGAGUCCGAGCGAUUGAUCCACGUCACCCCACGACCCCCAAAGGUCCACAAGGUAAACAACAAUAACAACAACAACAAGCCCCAGCAUCGGCCCCUCCCUACCGCUGCCCAGGACUCCCCUCUUGCCCAGACCAACAAGGGGAAGGGCCACAAGUCCCCAAAGAAGUUCAGCCCCAAGAAACACGGCUGGAAGAAGAACCUGCGCAAGGAGAAGUCCAAGGAUAAGGUGAAGGAGAAGAGGGAGAGGAGGGAGAAGAGGAAUAAGGCUCUGCACCGCGCCAUGGCAGCCAGACAGCUCUAAGUCCCCGGUCUGAGGGUCUGUUCUGGUGGUGGUGAUGAUGGUAGUGUGGUGAUUGCCGUGGUUGGAUGUUGUACUAUUUAUUUCCAGAGUUUCUCGUGUAUUUAAACUAUUGUGACUGCCAAAACACACACACACACACACAGACAUACAGACACAUACACACACACUUAAUGUUCAUCUGGUAUACAAAACUUCUGGAUAUAGAACAGUAUUUCAGACAGGAAGAGAACAUGAACCAGCCCAGUAUUAUUAACCUUGCCGGUAAACAGUAUUAACUAAAGGCGUAGCUUGCUUGACUUAGGCACACAGACAUGCAGAUUCACCUCAAAACAAAACUGAAAGAGUGAGAAAACAUACAUAAAAGAACAAGACGCAAACAUUCCCUGACCAAGACCAACUUAUAUCAUUCCGAAACAACAUCAACUUUCCCAAAAUCUUUAAUACUUCGUCAUGUUUUAGGGGCACCAGCUAGAGUGACAUGCUUGGGUGGUGUUUCCUAUCUCAUAUAUUCAUUCAGUUUGUCAGUGGCAGGGAGGAGUAUAAAGUGGACAAGCUUUUUCUAUCUUAUCAUCAAUGUUCAUUCACAAAAAUGGUCGUCUCUAUGUAACUUCCUUGCUAAACUAGUAGUGGUAUACAUUUGCUUGUAUACAUAUGACUGGAUUAGUGAACAGUAUGCAUAGUAGCUCCUAUCCACAGCUAUAGUCCGCAGUAAAAGUCUGAUAUUCCGCAAGUUUUUCCAUUUUCAUUUCCCGCACUCCAGACUUAAAACAGCUGCUUCACUAGAUUAUAAUUCAUCAUCUUGAAAAUUCACUGAAGACUUUCUGGAGGGCUAUAAUAUAAGUUUGCCUAAAUUUUGACUGUUGGAGUUUCCGACUUGUGGAAUUCAAAUUAAUUAAUGGCCUUUUACUGUAUAUAUUUUCACACACACACACACACACACACACACACACACACACACACACACUACUACCACUAACAAACACACAAACUUCUUGCAUACUAUACUAGCAAACACACUAGAAAACAUCCUAGUAACACAUCUUCACCUGUGUUAUCAUAUAGGCAUUUUUUGGAAGCUAUUCUUCAUACACACACAAAAAAAAUUAUAUAUACAGGACGCUAAAAAUAUGAGAUUCACCAAGCGCUUCGCCUCAAUGAUUCCUUUGAACGGUCAACUAUGCAGCAAUACAAUCACGAGCUGAGGCCAAUUGCUGGACGCCUCUUUUCCAAUCAACGGAAGAAAUCGUAAAGCAGUUUUGUAUUCGCACUCGACAGACUAGGCACUUCUGUGUAACAAUAUUUAUACUAUUCUCGUAUACAUAACCCUGAGUACAUGACAUUCCCAAAUAAUAAUAAUACUAUGUGAUGUAAUGGCAAAUAACUAUGUACUUAAUCAUAUACUGUACUACUCCAUUAUCCUUGCCAACCUUGUAUGCUUUCACAAGAUAACAUACAUAUACUAUACACAAAGUAGAGAGAGACCAAGAGAAGCGUAGGUGCCAACCAUAGCAAGACCAUUCACAGUUAGUUCCCGCGUUCUGUUUCUCUCGGAGGUAAUCCUUAGGGUAGCACCAAUGUAGAGGUCCUAAGCAUUCUGGCAGCGUUGCGGUUGUGAGGACGCAAAGCAAGACCCAUCAAGGUGACAGACAGACAAACGGAAACGAGAGAUCAAAACACUAUCAUCCGGACUCAAAAAUCAAAAUUCAUCUUAGUGCCAGAGGAAGAAAUAUCAAACCAAAGUGAUGAUGCAUAAAUAAGUGUAAUUUGCAUAACAGAAAGAUAGAGUGAAAUAUGAAAAGACCCAAGCAACACAUCAUGGUAUUAUAAUGAUCCUGGUUAAGUCAUUAGCAUACACCAAAUACCACUCAGUUGUCAAAAUGAAAGAAGUGGAAGAUAGAUGGAGAUGUGAUGUAUAAAUAUUCCACAACUCAAGGCCAUAACGAGGCAGUCAGCUUCCACCCUUAGCCUCUGAUUGCCUUGGGUCUGUACUGGGAGAUCCGACUAGCUUGUGUGGGAUUCAAAUUACCCAGAAUAUUAGCUUAGCAGGAGCUGUCAGGAUGGAUGGCUAUCCACUUGAUGUGUGGGUGUAUACUGUAUAUUAUUAUUGUUCACCCUCCGCUUGACCAGUGCUAGUGUUUGAGUCGAGACACAGCUCCCCUUCUCCGCUACUCACGCGAUGCUAGACUAUCCCCUGCUCCAGCUGUUGUUUUGAUAGAUGAGACAGCCUCCUGCCUGUUUCUUGUGGCUCCCUCAGAUCACUACCCCUUCUCUGUGGCCCCGUAUCACACGCAAAGACAAUAAAUAUACACAGAAUUACCGAUUGGGAGGACCGUUCGCUGCUAAACCUAAGCUAACCUAACCUAACCUAACCAGAAGUGAAAAGCCUGAUAGCAAAAUGUCCAGUAGUAAGCAGCCAAGACACCAGAACCUAUCAACAUCCUUACAUAGAUUCAAGACUCUUUAGCUUGCUUCAAAUCUCAUUAAACUUUUCAAUUACAUUCCUCUUGCAGGUACUCACUAAAAAACUGUGUCAUCAAUAGUGAGAUAUAAUUAAGGGACAUCCUCAUUUAGACCAUGGAGACUGUAUGAUGAUCUAUGUGUUUCUAUGUACCUCUGUGUUGUGGACCAAGGGCUCAGAGAGGGUGGAAGUGAAGGGUAUUCUUGUAUUACUUUCCGCUGCAUUGAGUGUUCAGUAAUGGCCUGCCUCCCUGCCUCCCCUCCCCCCCAGCACUCUGCGUCCUGGGUUCAAUUCACUUUCAGCUCUCACACGUCAAAAAGUUUUGGAGCAAUAAAGUCUUUCAAUACA
Messenger RNA from Eriocheir sinensis (Chinese mitten crab), 3933 nucleotides. Its product is annotated as zinc finger CCHC domain-containing protein 10-like. The record is from RefSeq and is a predicted model, not a curated record. Lineage: Eukaryota; Metazoa; Arthropoda; Malacostraca; Decapoda; Varunidae. The coding region runs from base 234 to 1127 and encodes 297 amino acids. The transcript has 5 exons.